Ricinus communis (castor bean) is the source of this 2909-nucleotide messenger RNA. Its product is annotated as mitogen-activated protein kinase kinase kinase 10. The transcript is spliced from 2 exons. The record is from RefSeq and is a predicted model, not a curated record. The coding region runs from base 636 to 2750 and encodes 704 amino acids. Gene Ontology annotation, cellular component: cytoplasm. NCBI's taxonomy places the organism in Eukaryota, Viridiplantae, Streptophyta, Magnoliopsida, Malpighiales, Euphorbiaceae. Gene Ontology annotation, biological process: protein phosphorylation; signal transduction. Gene Ontology annotation, molecular function: ATP binding; protein kinase activity.
AAAGUAUUAUUGUACUGUAUCAAAAUUCGGUUGCAGGGGAAAAUACCAAAAAAGGGAGUUAAUUAACACCUCAGCUAGCUCGCAACUGGCGGGAACACCUUAACAUAGGACCAUAAAACAACGACGGUCAGAAACCAACUGACAAGUGUUUGGGCUACAUUAAUUAUUAUUCUCCCUUGCCUAAAACUUCAAUUAUCAUUUUCCCUGGAAAACUUCCUGAUACUUCCAAUAUCUUCUGAAUGGAGUUAUAGUUCUCAUUCCUCUUCAGAAAUUCCAGAGAUCAAACACAACACUACUUUUUAUGGGCUUCAUCCUUUUUCUGUCCCAUUGAGUUUUGUCGUUGAUGGGAUCCCACUAAUUAAUUCGGAUCCCACUUAGUCGGAAAUUGUUGAUAUCUGCUGCUUUUUUGUUUUUGUUCUUGUUUUUGUUUUUUUCUUUUGUUUGAAAUAAGGAUCUGCUAGAAAUCAGCAAUUCCCCUCUGUAUCAAUAUAAUCAGGGACAUUGGUAAGUCGUAUUUAAUUUCCCUUUUUUUUUUUUAGCAAAGAGAAUUUUAAGGCCCCUGCUCCUAAAUAAGCAUCGAUUUCUUGAUUUCUUGUUCAUGUUCGAUGUUAUGAAACGUUUUCGAAACAUGCUUGAUGAAUUGCAGUACCCAUUUGCAGAUUCUCUUGAGAGGUUAUAUUUUUCUUCAUGAAAUGGAAAGGUUUAGACAGAUCGGAGAGGUACUGGGAAGUUUGAAGGCAUUGAUGGUGUUUCAUGACAAUAUCCAAAUCAAUAAGAGACAAUGCUGUUUGUUGGUUGAUAUAUUCAUUUUUGCUUACGACACAAUUGCUGAAGAGAUGAAGCAGAACCUGAGGUUCGAAGAAAAGCACACGAAAUGGAGAAUACUGGAACAGCCAUUAAGAGAGAUUCUUAGAACAUUCAAAGAUGGGGAGGGUUACAUCAAGCAAUGUUUGGAAACAAAGGACUGGUGGGCAAAAGCUGUUACACUUUAUCAGAAUACAGAUUGUGUCCAGUUGUACAUACAUAACUUACUUACCUGCAUUCCGAUUGUAAUUGAAGCAAUCGAAACUACUGGAGAAUUUUCAGGUUGGGAUCAGGAUGAGAUACAGAAGAAGAGGCUUGUGUACUCGAACAAGUAUCAAAAGCAAUGGAAAGACCCUCAGCUAUUUCACUGGAAGUUUGCAAAGCAGCAUCUUAUUACUCAGGAUUUCUGCGAAAGAUUCGAUGUGGUUUGGAAAGAGGACAGGUGGAUUCUCCUUAAUAAAAUCAAAGAAAAGACGGUUUUAUGCUCCAGAAAAUAUGAGAGACAACUAAGAGACCUUCUGGUAAAGAAUUUGGAAGAACAAGAUACUGAGAAUGCGAAACUCUUACCAAGCUCAAUUCUAGUGGGGUCGAAAGAUUAUCAUGUUAGAAGACGACUUGGGAAUGGGAGUCAAUACAAGGAGAUACUCUGGUUAGGUGAAAGUCUUGCCAUUAGACAUUUCUUUGGUGAUAUUCAACCACUUGUUCCUGAAAUUUCUUCCUUGUUAUCUCUUUCACAUCCAAAUAUAUCAUACUUCUUUUGUGGGUUCACUGAUGAGGAAAAGAAAGAAUGUUUUUUAGUUAUGGAACUAAUGAGUAGAGACAUGUGCAGCUAUAUCAAAGAAAUAUGUGGACCAAGAAAGAGAAGUCUUCCAUUUUCUCUUCCUGUUGCAGUUGAUAUUAUGCUACAAAUUGCCAGGGGAAUGGAAUAUCUCCACUCAAAGAAAAUAUAUCAUGGUGAUUUAAACCCUUCUAACAUUCUUGUUAAACCAAGAAGCACCACAGAAGGGUACGUGCAUGUUAAGGUUUCUGGGUUCGGGCUCUCGUCCUUUAAGAAAAACCCUUCAAAACAGAAUGGAACUCUCUCAUUCAUUUGGUAUGCACCAGAAGUUUUAGAAGAGCAAGAACAGACAGGAAGUGCCCCAAAUUCAAAAUACACAGAAAAAUCUGACGUGUAUAGCUUUGGAAUGGUUUGCUUUGGAAUUUUGACAGGGAAAGUUCCAUUCGAUGAUAGCCAUCUUCAAGGAGAGAAAAUGAGCCGAAACAUUCGAGCGGGAGAGAGGCCGCUGUUCCCAUUAAAUUCACCAAAAUAUGUCACUAACUUGACAAAGAGAUGUUGGCAAGCUGACCCAAAUCAACGCCCAAGUUUCUCAUCAAUCUGUAGAAUUCUUCGCUAUACAAAAAGGUUUCUCGCCAUGAACCCUGAUUACAAUAGAGAGCUAGACCCACUGAUGCCAGCAGUAGACUAUGUUGACAUGGACUCAAAGCUUCUAAGGAAAUACCCGUCUUGGGAUGCAGCUGAUUCCUCACAAAUAGCACAGAUUCCAUUUCAGAUGUUUGUUUGCAGAGUUAUUGAGAAAGAAAAAACCAGAGUAAACCAGAAAGAGACUUCAGAAUCAGGAAGCGAUAAAGCUUCUGUUAGUGGAGAUGAAAACAUGAACAUAACCGAUGAUCCAUUCCCGUCGCCCACAUUACCAUCACCCACAGGAAGGAAGUUCUUAACAUCACCUGAUACUCUGAACAGGAAACCUUCCAUGUCAAAGAGAUCGCCAGAUGUGAUAAGAUCAAGUAGACAAGCAGGGACACCAAAAGGACGGUCAAGACCCCCACAACUGGCACCUUUCGGGCGUGGUUUAAGAAUGAAUUCAGAAAGCCAGCUAAUGAUGAUGAUUAGUCCAAGAAUGAGGAGAACAUCUUCGGGUCAUGCAUCAGAUUCCGAGAUUUCGUAAGCCUAAUCAUUCGCUCAAUCAUAAAAUAAGUCUCGGAUAUUAUCUUAGAGACUUACUGUGUCAAUUAUUGUAGAGAACAUACCUUAUAGAUGAUAAACAAUGGAAGGCAUCAAGAUUCAUGAAGGAAAUCCCAAGUAGUUGGAUUUAAUAUUUCACUAA